This is a messenger RNA of Jaminaea rosea, 2079 nucleotides long. Its product is annotated as cysteine proteinase. Lineage: Eukaryota; Fungi; Basidiomycota; Exobasidiomycetes; Microstromatales. The record is from RefSeq and is a predicted model, not a curated record. The coding region runs from base 1 to 2079 and encodes 692 amino acids. Gene Ontology annotation, molecular function: cysteine-type deubiquitinase activity. Gene Ontology annotation, biological process: protein deubiquitination. The transcript is spliced from 5 exons.
AUGAUAGUCAAAGGUGAAAGGCCAGCAACGAGGAGUAGAGGAUCCAAGCUUGUCGACGACCCGGACGUUAUCGAGAAGCAGCUCAAUGCUCAGCUCAAGUCGAUGAAGCUCUAUGCGUCUGCCACGAGUGGAGACGGAAACUGCUUGUUCAGGGCCCUGUCAGAUCAGCUGUACGGCUACCCUGACGCACACUCCCAGCUGCGUGGAGAGAUCUGCGACUACAUCGAAGCGAGUCCUGAGCGCUUUGCCGGCUUCGUCGAGGUGGAGAAGCCCUUUGUCGACUACGUGCGCAACAUGCGGCAAAGCGGCGUCUACGGUGGUCAUCUUGAACUAUCUGCGUUUGCCUCACUCAAGCACAAGGAGAUCAAGAUUGUCCAGCCAGGCCUCGUCUACCGCGUCACGGGCCAUGAUGACUCGCCCGAGGCGGUUGCAGAGAGGAGCGCCAUCGAGAAUAGACGUGAGGCCAUUCAAGCCAAGCAGCCUAGUGGUAGCGAGAGGCCAGCGGCGACUGCCAGGGAAAUCAGGAGACGUAAAAGGAAGGAGGGGUUGGGUGGAGGGCAAGCCAGUGCAGCUCGUCAGGAGGUGGCAGGUAGUAGCAGACUCGCGGAUGACGAAGAGCAGGAACAGGACAGUGAGGGACCGAUAGAGGCGUCUGGGCCGCUCUACAUUGCCUACCACAACUGGGAGCACUACUCAUCUCUUCGCAAUAUCGACGGCCCACACUCUGGCCUCCCUCGCAUCGACGAGUCCAACGUAGCGCAAGCAGCACAACCACACGUCCCCGCAGCAAGCAAGUCCAGCAAACGGGGCUACGCCAGCAGCGACUAUGACGAUGAUGAUGACGAGGACGAGUAUCGCCCUCUAAAGCCUACUGAGCACGAGGACCUCAUCCUGCGGUCAGUACCAGGCCACACGCUCCAAGAAGUGCGAGGCCUUCUCAAGAAGCAUGGUAAUCUAUGGGAGACGGUCGUUGAGGUUUUGAUCGCUCAAGAUGCACAGGGCGGGCGGGACAGUCCCUCAACGUCGGGACAGAUGUACAUGACACGUUCUCGAGGCGCGUCGCAUUCCUACCUCAACAACGCAACCUCUACGUCAUCAAGGUACGAUAAUCGUUCACCGCUGCUUCCCGUGCCCGAGCACCUACGCACGAACGACGACUCGAAUACGUGGCGAGGAGCCAGCCCUGCCAGCUCAAGUGGCGGAGACGCCAACUCGUCAUCGACGCACGCCACGACCGCCACGACGGCGUCGUCGGCAGAAGGCGGAUCCAGCAUAGCAACGACCGUCGAACCUCGUGCGAGCAUCUCGCCCGAGACGGAGCGUGGUGGCAAGACGAGCAACAAACGGGCAUUGUCCGUAGAUCCAUUCGAGAUUGAAGCGCCGUCACCUCGGUCACCAAAACGACGCAGUAGCUCCAGGGAGCGCGAGAGAGAAGAGAGGAGUGUGGACGGGGCACUGGCUUCUGAAUUUGAUGCGGCAGCCAAGACCGUUGAUGCGGCCAGCCCGUCGAGUGGUUCGCCAUCGGGCUCGGCCGCCCGAUCCCCCGGGUCAACGAUGGCUCUCUCCAACAUCUCCACUCCACUGGAUACGGCCUCGCCCUCGCAACCGACCCGUGCCUCAACGCCAGCCUACGCAUCAACUUCCUUCACCUACCCGCUCGACUCAUCACGCGGCCGCCUCUCGCCUCCACUUUCGCCGUCAACGCUCAAUCGCGAUGAGAUUCGCGCAAUGUCGAAGGCGGAGAAGCGCGAAAUUGAGCUCAAGAGGAAGCGUGAUAGGCAGAGGGAAAGGAGGGCAAAGGAUCGGGUAUUGAAGGAGAGCAAGGCGACGAAGGCCAAGGAUAAAACGUCGACGGCAGCAGCGGCAGGCACGACGGCGAAGGGCAAGGAAAAGCCGGUGAAGGGCAGAGCGGCGGGCGCUGUACCAGCGCCAAAUUCGAAAGCGGCAGCGGCGGCCCAUCGCCGGCGAUUAGAUCGCUUCGAUGAGGAAGAGCGACAGCAGCAUAGACUCAAGGGCAAGGGCGGCAGCAACGGUGGCGGUGGCGAUGUGCCCAAGGGAUUCGUAGAGCUGAAGAUUUAG